Phragmites australis (common reed) is the source of this 772-nucleotide messenger RNA. RefSeq lists its product as uncharacterized. The record is from RefSeq and is a predicted model, not a curated record. The transcript has a single exon. Bases 44 to 373 code for a protein of 109 amino acids. NCBI's taxonomy places the organism in Eukaryota, Viridiplantae, Streptophyta, Magnoliopsida, Poales, Poaceae.
UGGCCACCAGCGCAACACAGCCAGCACUCAUCCUACUCUCGCCAUGGGCAACUGCCUCAACAAGGCUUCCAAGCAGCAGAGGCGGCGUGGCGACGUGAUGCCGGAGGAGGAAGCUGAAAGCCUCUCGGAGAUGAGGAGGGUAAGCCAGGCGCCUGCGGCGGAGGGGCUGAAGGUGAAGAUCGUGUUGACGCGGGGCGAGCUGGAGUGCCUCAUGGCGCAGCUCAAGAGCGGCGAGCAGAGCCUCGAGGACGUGCUCCACCACGUGCGCGACAUCAAGGACACCGCCGCCCCGCGCGCCGGCGACGGCGGGUGGCGGCCGCGUCUCGAGAGCAUCCUCGAGUGCCCGGAGACUGCGUGCAGCGGCCUAGGCUGACACCGGAAGAUGUUCUCGAUCGUUAGCUUCGGAUCUCCUCCGCCCGCGCGUGUAGGUGUAGGUUCUUGUGCUUGUUGCUUGCCGCUUGGAUCCAUGGAGAGGCUUCUCGUGGUUUUUUUUUUUUUUUUUGCAAGGGAGUGGCCUUCCUUAUUUCAAGAAAGAAUUCACUGUACUAGUGCUAGCUUUCGAGGAUGAACAACACCCAUAUACAGUAUAGAUCUCUGCAUGUUUUAUUUCUUCUUCUUUGGCUUUCGCCUUUUUUUAGCUUUUGCUCUGCUUUCCCUCUCUGUUUUGUAAAUAUCGGUGAGAUGGCAACUUAUGCCCUGCUGUAACUUAACCAGGCCCUGAAUCUGGUUCAGUUCUCCCCUGAUUGUUUAACAGUGCACGGCUUCACUUAAA